UUAGAUUUAAACACUUCAGGAUUUAGGAACGAAGGCGAUUCUGUGUUUUCAAAGACAGAACACAGCAUCAUUGCAGCUUACCUGAUUGUGGCAGGUAUGGGUAUUCAUUUAGUUACCUGCUUCUUGGAUGGGAGAAAGGAAGAGGUGUUUGGUACAAGCAUGUAGUGUGGGCUAGCUGGUAAACGGGACUGUACCAGUCAGAGAAAAUAUGAAUGAAAGAAAAAAUGACAGCAAUGUUAUGCUGCUUCUUGACAUGGUAGAUUUUUUUAAUCAAUGAGAGCAAAGGGGUAAGAAAAGCUCUAUAAAAUGAAGUUUUAGAAAAGAAAUUAUCCAUAUAUUUGGUUCUUACAUUAAAUGUAAACAUGAACACUGUCUGCACCAUGGUAAAAGCAUGCUUUGUAUCAUUUACCAUUCUCAUGCAUAAUUUGCAUAGUUUUUGGUAGAUUUAGUAUUGGAAGGUACUGGAGGAAGAGCUCAAGUUUGAAAAAGAAAGUAGAGGGUGCAGAUGAGGUAUGCAAAUUCAGCUCCUCCAGCAGCAGUCGUGGGAAGCAGGGCUGUAGGGGGUAGCUGUGAAAGAUAGUGCACCUUUUUACUCUUCCAUGUUCUCAUGUAUGAAAUGAAGAUAAUAAAGGGAUCUGUCAUGAUUGAUAUGAAGAGUAUAUUAAAUGUCAUUGAGACUCCUAAGGGGCAUAGAUAGUUGUUGGGCAAAUAUGUUUGCUAAAAAGAUCUAAAGGAUUUUGUCAAAUUUGCUAUUAUUGUGCUUGAAAGAAUAAUAGAAAUCAGGCUGACUGAAGUUAGUGGCAUUCCAAUCAUCAAAAACUUGCUGUAUGGCACAUACUCGAGAUAGAGUUCAUUAGGAGCCUGAGGUGUAUAAGGCAGGGCAACAUAAACACUGAAUGUCAGCAUCACUCAAGAAUAAGAAUAAGCAAGCACUCUCGGAAAGUAUGGAGAAAGCGAUAGAAUCCCAUGGAUAGGAGGCUGCUUCAGAGCUCAGCCGGGCUUGGCCUGAACUUUAAAGGAUGGCUAGCAUUUUAACAUACAGAGGAACAGCACGGGGUAUGCUUUAUAAAUUUGCAAAACUUCUGAAACAGUGGGCUUAUUUCAUAAGUGUGGAAAGAGGAUCACAGCAGAUUAGGGCAAAGAGCCUAGACAAUCAGGUUAGGACACUGGGCUUUUCAUUCUUCAAGUACUGGGGAACUGGAAGCUUCUGUAGAGCUAUUGCUUAUUAUUUGACCAAGCAAGCAUACCAGCCAUGUGGAGAAAAGAAAACAGGAAUAUGAAAGAUUGGUGUAAAAGGAUUCCAAUUAAGAAGUUUUGAUGGAAGCACCAAGAUAGAAUGGAAGUCACUUAGCUGGUCCUUCUGUGUGUUGAUGUUUGGGAUUAUUCCCACUGGUUUGAACAGUAGCUGGGGAUUGCUCAUCAAGUAGUUAUUUUCCUGGGAAACACGAUUCUCUUCUGUAUGUUGCAUAACCUAGAGAGACGUCCUGUAACGGUUGCAGCUUCUCCAUUGAAACUGACUUUGCAGCAGCCUCUGCCACUGGACCUGAGACUGGCCUACAUCUGGCACAUGAAAAACAUAUGCAUCCUUUCAGCAUGGAGAGAAUGUUGAGCCAGCUAGCAUUUGCACCCCGUGUACUCAGUGAUGGUUCUUAUUGUUAGUGGCCAUACCAGCAUGCUGGUUAGUAACUUUAGUCCUCAGCUAUAAAGCUGUCUAGACCUGUCCAACUGUGGAGCACUGAAAACACUGAGUUUCUGGAUUCCAAGGCUGGGAAUCUGAUAUCUAUGGUGCUAUCACCUGUGAUAUUCCAACGAACCAGAAAUCUGUCUCGGCCUGCUGUCUGAAUGGUCAAGUAUUGCAGUAUGCAUUCUAGUAUAGUGUGUGUGUGUGUGUGUGUGUUUGUGCGUGUGUGUGUGCGUGUGCACGUGUGUUGAAUGAAGAAUUUUAAUUUUGACAUGUUGAAUUUUAAAUACUGGGAAAGUCACAUGAGCUUACUACUACAUGCUUAAUGUGCUAAAUAAUAAUGAAUCAUAAAAAUAUGAGAAGUGACAGAUGCUGUUAGGAUGGAAUGCUGUUUGAGGCUUGUUUAAGGAAACUAGGCAGACUGAAGAGGGAUUUAGUCUGCCACAGGAAAGGGUGGCUGGUCGUUCUUGUAUCCUAAUAACCCCAAUACAUUGGAGUUAUGAAAGCUACAGGGGGAAUUUAGGGACAAAUGGCCAGUGGUGAUGACGUUUGGACCAGCCUUCGGUGCUGGCUUCUGCAGUCAACAGGCUCUUUGUGUUCUAAUUUCAUUUUCAGUCACAGAAGAUGUUACAGUUUUAAGAGAAGUGGGACCUCGUCAAACAGAAGGACUAAGCUGGAUUGCUAUCUCUUUUGAAGUAACUUAAAUAUUUAAUUUUUAUUCUAGUCUAAAUAUUAAAGUUAAACAAAAUGCAUGAUCCGUUUGUGUGUACCCUUAGGUAUAAUAAGCAUUCUCAGCAACAUAAUAGUCCUGGGCAUCUUCAUUAAGUACAAGGAACUGCGGACACCUACGAAUGCGGUGAUUAUUAACCUGGCUUUCACGGAUAUAGGGGUCAGUGGCAUUGGCUAUCCCAUGUCUGCUGCUUCAGAUCUGCAUGGAAGCUGGAAAUUUGGAUAUACAGGCUGUCAGAUUUAUGCUGGAUUGAAUAUCUUUUUUGGAAUGGUAAGCAUUGGCUUGCUCACAGUUGUAGCUGUAGACCGGUACCUGACCGUCUGCUGCCCUGAUGUAGGAAGAAGAAUGACCACCAACACUUACCUCAGCAUGAUCCUGGGCGCCUGGAUCAAUGGCUUGUUUUGGGCUUCAAUGCCCAUUGUGGGGUGGGCUAGUUAUGCCCCUGAUCCUACUGGAGCCACCUGUACCAUAAACUGGCGAAAAAAUGAUACAUCUUUCAUGUCUUACACCCUGAUGGUCAUUGUGGUGAAUUUCAUUGUGCCCUUGACAGUGAUGUUUUACUGUUACUACCACGUCACUCAGUCCAUGAGAGUCUAUGCUGCCCGGAACUGCACUGCGUACCUCAACCGAGACUGGGUCGACCAGGCAGAUAUAACGAAGAUGUCUGUGAUAAUGAUAUUGAUGUUUCUGUUGGCAUGGUCCCCUUAUUCCAUUGUGUGCUUAUGGGCUUGUUUUGGAGACCCCAAAAAGAUUCCUCCUUCAUUGGCCAUCAUAGCCCCACUGUUUGCAAAAUCCUCUACAUUCUACAACCCUUGUAUUUAUGUUGCUGCCAACAAGAAACUCUUCCCACACGGUGGCAGAAAUAUUCUUGGGCAACCCAGACACAAAUUCUGCCAGCUCAGCAAACAAAGACCGCCUUUAUCUCAAACGACCGUGUGGCAGGGAAGUUCCUGGCUGGUCGCUGGUCAGCUGGGUUUGAGUGGUUGCCGCGCCAGGUUUAGGAAGGCCGUGUUUGCAAUGUUUAAAUGCCAGCCUCACCAAACAAUACCUGAGACAAGUUCUGUCCCAAUGGAUAUGCCUCAAAACCCAUUGACUCCUGGAAGAGUCUGAAAUGCAAAAAAAGAAUAUGCCAUCAAAUAUUUUACUUGUUUGGGUUUUUUUUUUGGCAGUACAUUGAUGUUGUUUUAAAUAUGAAUUCAUUUAGAUCAAGUGCGCACAAACACCAUUGCCUUAUUGACUGCAGUUUCCUCCCUCCCAGCCAGCACAGCUCUGUUGUGCAGAGGUUGUCGUAGCCGUCACUGUGUCCUCAAGGAGAACUGAGUAGCUAGGGUAGCUAGGGCUCCUUCUGUGAGUCCAGGCGCACAACUGCAGGCUCUCUUCUUUCUCUUUAGAAGGCACACAUGACAGUGUGUUGAUGACAUGCAAACUUGGCUGAGUUUCCAUUAGACAAGAAAUGGCCUCUAGAAUAUUAGAAUAUUUUAAUAUUAGGAAAAAUUAAUAAGAGAUUGAUCAAAAUUACAAUCCUGAAUAAUUAAUUGCUGAAAUGAGUUGGUCAAUGUUUCCAGCUAUGCAAAAACAUUUUAGUAUCUCAAAAUUUUGAGUUUAGAAUCAAUUAUUAGUUCAUAUUACUUAAACAUAUUUAAACAUAAACACAGCUGCUUUCUAUCAUGCCAGUCUAUUGUUCAUAUACAUUUUAUAGUAGUAUAACAUCUGUCGUUAUAUCUGUUAUAGUAGUAUAACAUUGUUGUCAUUGUUUUUUGUUUUUUAAUUUUUCAAGACAGGGUUUCUCAGUGUAACUGCUCUGACUGUCCUGGAACUUA
Molecule: messenger RNA, 4231 nt
Organism: Myodes glareolus (Bank vole)
Lineage: Eukaryota; Metazoa; Chordata; Mammalia; Rodentia; Cricetidae
Source: RefSeq, a predicted model, not a curated record